AUGAAGGAUGAGGACUACGAGGCAGAUCCCUGGCUCUUCAACAUUUCCACUGAUAACAGUCAGGAGCACGAACACUUUGUAAAGUUCAAGGAGGUCUUUCUUCCCUGCAUGUACCUGGUGGUGUUUAUUUUUGGACUGGUAGGAAACUCCCUGGUUCUAAUUAUAUACAUUUUCUACCAGAAGCUGAGGAGCCUGACAGAUGUGUUCCUGAUGAACUUGCCUCUGGCUGACCUGGUAUUUGUCUGUACUCUGCCCUUUUGGGCCUACGCAGGCACCUAUGAGUGGGUCUUUGGCACUGUCAUGUGCAAAACUCUUCAAGGCAUGUAUACAGUGAACUUCUAUGUGUCCAUGCUCACUCUCACCUGCAUCACAGUGGAUCGUUUCAUUGUAGUGGUCCAGGCUACCAAAGUCUUUAAUCAGCAGGCUAAGUGGAAGAUCUGGGGCCAGAUCACUUGCUUGCUCAUUUGGGUGGUCUCCCUGUUGGUCUCUUUGCCACAGAUCAUCUAUGGUAAUGUUGAACAUUUGGACAAGCUUAUCUGUCAGUACCACAAUGAGGCAAUUUCCACUGUGGUUCUUGCCACACAGAUGUCUCUGGGGUUCUUCUUGCCAUUGUUCACUAUGAUUAUGUGCUACUCAAGCAUUAUCAAGACCUUGCUUCAUGCUCGAGGCUUCCAGAAGCACAAAUCUCUAAAGAUCAUCUUCGUUGUUGUGGCUGUGUUCCUGCUGACACAGACACCCUUCAAUCUUGCCAUGUUAAUCAGGAGCACAAGCUGGGAGCACUAUGCCAUGACCAGCUUCCAGUAUGCCAUCCUAGUGACAGAGGCUAUAGCAUACUUUCGGGCCUGCCUAAACCCUGUACUUUAUGCCUUUGUUGGCUUAAAGUUCCGGAAGAACCUCUGGAAACUUGCGAAGGACAUUGGCUGCCUUCCUUACUUGGGGGUUUCAAGUCAGGGGAAGUCUUCUGAGGACAGUUCCAAGACUUGUUCUGCCUCCCACAAUGUAGAGACCACCAGUAUGUUCCAAUUGUAG
Molecule: messenger RNA, 1029 nt
Organism: Cricetulus griseus (Chinese hamster)
Lineage: Eukaryota; Metazoa; Chordata; Mammalia; Rodentia; Cricetidae
Source: RefSeq, a predicted model, not a curated record